Messenger RNA from Penicillium cinerascens, 1128 nucleotides. Its product is annotated as exosome non-catalytic core subunit RRP42. NCBI's taxonomy places the organism in Eukaryota, Fungi, Ascomycota, Eurotiomycetes, Eurotiales, Aspergillaceae. The transcript is spliced from 2 exons. Gene Ontology annotation, biological process: U1 snRNA 3'-end processing; TRAMP-dependent tRNA surveillance pathway; U5 snRNA 3'-end processing. The annotation marks the transcript as partial. Gene Ontology annotation, cellular component: cytoplasmic exosome (RNase complex); nuclear exosome (RNase complex). The record is from RefSeq and is a predicted model, not a curated record.
AUGUCCAACCAAAGGCAGGCCUCAUCGGCUUCUCAAACCCCACACCUCUCCCCCGCCGAGCUCUCCUACCUCUACACCUCCCUCUCCCUCCCCCAAAGCCCCAUUCGCCCCGACGGCCGCUCACCUACUCAAUUCCGACCCUUAACCGCCGAAACCAACAUCCUGCCCGGUACAAACGGCAGCGCACGCAUUGGCUUCGCAGACGGCACGCAGGCCAUCGUCGGUGUCAAGGCAGAGGUCGAAAAGACGACAUUGUCGGCAGAUACCCUCGACGCGCGGAAUGAAUUCGGUUCCAACGAGGACCGCGAGGGCCAGGAAGGAUCGGCUGCUGUUUCGGGACAUGGAUCUUGGGUGCAGAUGUCCAUUGAGAUCCCUGGUUUCCGCGAUGAUGAUGCGCUGCCUGUUUUCUUGUCUGAGAUGAUGCGCGAGUCGUUGGUUGGGUCUGUUGGUGCCGAUGCGAGCGGUAUGGCUGGCGGCCUCAAGGGGAGACUGGUUAUUAAUAAACGCUGGCAUUGGCGGUUGUACAUUGAUGUCCUUCUUCUUUCUCAACCUUUGUCAUACCCUCUCCCACUUCUUUCUCUUACUACUCAUCUUGCUCUUUUGUCUACCAAGCUCCCCAAGAUCAAGUCCCAGGGUGAGGAGGAUCCUUUCUUCGACGAUGACUGGGCUGUUGCGGAGUACCUUUACCCGCGCUCUUCGACUGCGCUGAGAAAGUCCCCUUCACAACAUGUCCGCCCGCCGGUGACACUUCUCGUCAUCUCGGUAGGCGACAAUGUCAUCUUCGAUCCGAACCGGGAAGAAAUUGCCGUUGCGGAUGCCGUGCUCGCCAUUUCCAUAGCCCGUGAUGAGGGCGAGGGCUUGAAAUUGCUUUCGAUACGCACCAUCGAUCCCCCGUCUCGACUUACGCAGCCGGGUAUCCCAAACUCCGAGAAUGUGAAUAUGAUGGGCGCUACGCCUGCCGAGGAGAUUGUUUUGAGCCAGACUACCGGCGAGGAGGAAGUGUCGGGCGUGUGGCGCCCUCGCCGGGGCGGAGUCAAGCGCAGCGUUGUUGCGAAUAUGGUCAAGACGGUCCUGAAAAAGGGUGGUGUGGGUGAAGAGGUGCUUGAGGGAUUGGAGGGUGUCGAGGUA